Molecule: messenger RNA, 569 nt
Organism: Platichthys flesus (European flounder)
Lineage: Eukaryota; Metazoa; Chordata; Actinopteri; Pleuronectiformes; Pleuronectidae
Gene: lamtor4
Product: late endosomal/lysosomal adaptor, MAPK and MTOR activator 4
Exons: 4
Coding region: 158-460 (100 amino acids)
Biological process (GO): cellular response to amino acid stimulus; positive regulation of TOR signaling
Cellular component (GO): Ragulator complex; lysosome
Molecular function (GO): guanyl-nucleotide exchange factor activity
Source: RefSeq, a predicted model, not a curated record
GAUAUAAGACUGAUCCACACUCCACACCAGCUGGUGGCAGUAAUGCACCGAUAUAAUCGAGGAGAAGAAGAAGAAGAAGAAGAAGAAGAAGAAGAAGAAGGACGAGUCAGUCAGUCACGUGACAGGAUCACGCGGUAUACGGAAGUGGAAGAAGAAGAUGACCACCGCAGCUCUGACCGCAGGUCUGGAGAGAAUCCCGGAUCAACUGGGGUACCUCGUGAUCAGCGAGGACGGAGUACUGGCUUCUGCAGGUGAGCUGGAGAACGACGAACACACGGCAUGUGUGAUGAUGGAGAUGGUUCGAACAGCGAGUCGGUUCAGGUUACCUGGAUCAGCUGAUCCGCCCUUCAAACGCAUGUCAGUGAUACUGGACGACUUCGUUUACACGUUGACGGUUUCUGGACAGAAAGUUUUCGUGGUCAAACGACAAAACAACCAACAGGAACCAAUCAGCAUCUGACGGUGUGAGAUCACAAGGAUGCGAUGGUUGAUGAAGAUGAUGAUGUCACUGUGACGUUGAACUUUGUUGUAUUUAAUCAAUUUGUGAAUAAAACUAUUCUUGAGGUUUU